This is a messenger RNA of Procambarus clarkii (red swamp crayfish), 460 nucleotides long. NCBI's taxonomy places the organism in Eukaryota, Metazoa, Arthropoda, Malacostraca, Decapoda, Cambaridae. The record is from RefSeq and is a predicted model, not a curated record.
GGACGCCGAGGGCUCCUACACCAGGGACGCCGAGGGCUUCUACACCAGGGACGCCGAGGGCUUCUACACCAGGGACGCCGAGGGCUCCUACACCAGGGACGCCGAGGGCUUCUACACCAGGGACGCCGAGGGCUCCUACACCAGGGACGCCGAGGGCUUCUACACCAGGGACGCCGAGGGCUCCUACACCAGGGACGCCGAGGGCUCCUACACCAGGGACGCCGAGGGCUCCUACACCAGGGCCGCCGAGGGCUCCUACACCAGGGACGCCGAGGGCUCCUACACCAGGGACGCCGAGGGCUCCUACACCAGGGACGCCGAGGGCUCCUACACCAGGGACGCCGAGGGCUCCUACACCAGGGACGCCGAGGGCUCCUACACCAGGGACGCCGAGGGCUCCUACACCAGGGACGCCGAGGGCUCCUACACCAGGGACGCCGAGGGGGUGGGGGUCACUUGA